Molecule: messenger RNA, 1485 nt
Organism: Galeopterus variegatus (Sunda flying lemur)
Lineage: Eukaryota; Metazoa; Chordata; Mammalia; Dermoptera; Cynocephalidae
Gene: RAB1B
Product: RAB1B, member RAS oncogene family
Exons: 6
Coding region: 83-688 (201 amino acids)
Molecular function (GO): GTP binding; GTPase activity
Source: RefSeq, a predicted model, not a curated record
CUGGGGCGGAGCGGCCACCAUCUUGGAACGGGAGGCGGAGCAGAGCUGACUGGGAGCGACCGAGCGGGCUACCGCCGCCGCCAUGAACCCCGAAUAUGACUACCUGUUUAAGCUGCUUUUGAUUGGUGACUCGGGCGUGGGCAAGUCAUGCCUGCUCCUGCGAUUUGCUGAUGACACAUACACAGAGAGCUACAUCAGCACCAUCGGGGUGGACUUUAAGAUCCGAACCAUUGAGCUGGAUGGCAAAACAAUAAAACUUCAGAUCUGGGACACAGCUGGUCAGGAGCGAUUCCGGACCAUCACAUCCAGCUACUACCGGGGGGCUCAUGGCAUCAUUGUGGUAUAUGAUGUCACCGACCAGGAAUCCUAUGCUAACGUGAAGCAGUGGCUGCAGGAGAUUGACCGCUACGCCAGCGAGAACGUCAAUAAGCUCCUGGUGGGCAACAAAAGCGACCUGACCACCAAGAAGGUGGUGGAUAACACCACAGCCAAGGAGUUUUCAGACUCUCUGGGCAUCCCCUUCCUGGAGACGAGUGCCAAGAACGCUACCAACGUAGAACAGGCGUUCAUGACUAUGGCUGCUGAGAUCAAAAAGCGAAUGGGGCCUGGGGCAGCCUCAGGGGGCGAACGACCCAACCUCAAGAUCGACAGCACCCCUGUGAAGCCGGCUGGUGGUGGCUGUUGCUAGGAGGGGUACAUGGGGUGGGACAGGAGGGGGCACCUUCUCCAGAUGAUGCCCCUGGAGGGGGCAGGAGAUGCCUCCCAUUCCCUCUCCUGGGGCAUUUGAGUCUGUGGCUUUGGGGUGUCCUGGGCUCCCCAUCUCCCUCUGGCCCAUCUGCCUGCUGCCCUGAGCCCCCUUUUUGUCAGGGCCCCCAAGGGAGGAUAUCCAGGACCUGUGGCUGGGGUAAGGCAGGGACUUGCUCUGCUGCUGCCUCUAGUAACUGAAGAUGCCCCACCACAUACCUUUCUUUGGAACGAGGGCUUCUCUGUCUGUCUGCCUCCCAGCUCCCAUGUAUGCUGCACUGGGUUUCUCUCUUUCCUCCUCUUCUUUCUCUCCCAGCUUUCCAAGAGCUGAGGGACUCUCUGGCCUCCACUGCCCCUGGCUACAGUUAAUGCCUGGGACCAGGAGUGUGGCCAUGGGAUCCGGGACCUGGGAUCCAGGGCCCUGGGCCGGACCUCAGGAUGGGCAUGGGGGCCACAGGUAUAGCAGCCCACCCUUUCCUCUCCCCUCUCUUCCCUCCCACACUAACAGCUCCAGCCGUCCAGCUGUGGUGGGGUCUGAGCACAUCUAGGCAGGUGGGCGGGCAGCUGCUCUGGGCCUGUGUCUUAAGCCCAGAGGGAGCCUGCUCCUGCCGCUCCCUGCCCUGCCAGAGCCAGGCCCAUGCACUGCCUGCCCACCGUGCCCCUUUGUCCCCAUGGCAGGCGGAAGCGGAAGGCCCACCGUGCCCCUUUGUCCCCAUGGCAGGCGGAAGCGGAAGGCCCACC